This is a messenger RNA of Amyelois transitella, 2494 nucleotides long. RefSeq lists its product as uncharacterized. The record is from RefSeq and is a predicted model, not a curated record. The transcript has 5 exons. Gene Ontology annotation, molecular function: catalytic activity. The coding region runs from base 1 to 2451 and encodes 816 amino acids. NCBI's taxonomy places the organism in Eukaryota, Metazoa, Arthropoda, Insecta, Lepidoptera, Pyralidae.
AUGGCUAAUAAGCUUUUGAAAUGUUCAACGUGUAAUAUUGUAAUUAACGAGGUGUUAGCUUUCGUUAGUAAUAAAAUCGAUGUGAUGGACGAAGAUAGUAUCGCUCACAUAUGUGUCAGUGCUUUUUCCGAAAACGAUAUUCUAGAUGCUAAAAACUUGUUGUUUGAGUCUGUGCCGACGACCAAGAAGAAAAAGCAAAGAAAACGUAACGGAAAAACACUUCGCAAUAUAGAUGAUAUCAUCUGUUUGCUUAAGGAAACGGACCCCGAAGAAAUCCCAAUCUUUGUAGCUCAUCAGGGUAAUAUUUUAAAACAAACUCAAGUCCGAGAUAUCCAAGAGGCGGGUAGUCAGCGAGUGCAAAUCUGCGACGGAGCGGCCGCUGUGACUCAUGCGCGGGCAGAGCCGGUCCCCGCUACUGCGCACAGUAUCGAAGCGUGCGAUAAGACAUCUACCAUCGGACCGCGACACACGGUCGGCCAGCCUGACAAAACAUUGGUUGAGGAUCGUAAUGAUGAUCGUCGGAGACCCAUUUUGAGUAAUGAGGAAUGGACUCUGGUUCAAAAGAAAAGAAGGAGAUAUAAGUUUGCAGGCCCAGAAACCGUGAUCAGAAAUCCUUCAAUAAUGGGAACAACAAAGCUCGUUAGUUUUAACUGCAAGUGUGUCAGACGGUCACUGGAAUGUAUACGUCGGCUGUGUAGCACCGCGGACGUUAUUGCGUUGCAAGAGACAUGGUUGCUGCCUGAGGAUAUUGCUUUCCUUGAUACCAUAGAUGAGGCAUUUUCUUUCACCGGAAAGUCAGCUGUAGACAUGUCUGCAGGGAUAUUAAAGGGAAGACCAUACGGGGGUGUCGCCCUGCUCUGGAGAAAAGCAGCUUUUCCGUCGGUUUCGGUUGUGCAGUGUAGAAGUGAUCGUAUAAGUGCGAUAAAAAUAAUGAAUAACAAUCGGUCAAUAUUGAUAUUUUCAGUUUAUAUGCCUACGGAUUCAAAGGAUAAUCUUCCGGAAUUUACAGACUGUUUGGGUGAAAUUUAUUCUAUUAUUGAAAGUUAUAACAUAGAAUCCGCUUAUGUACUUGGUGACUUUAACUGGUCUGAUGUUAUUCGUAAGAUGACUAGGGGAAAGUCUCCGGGUCACGAUGGUCUCAGCAUUGAGCACCUAAAAUAUGCCGGAGUUCAUCUGCCAAGGGUGCUUGCCUUAUUUUUUAACUUUUGUCUUUCACAUAGUUACCUGCCCGAGGAUCUCAUGCGUACACUGGUUGUCCCAAUAGUCAAAAACAAAACUGGCGAUGUUUCAGACCUGUCAAAUUACAGGCCUAUUUCUCUGGCCACCAUUGUGGCUAAAGUACUGGACAGUUUGCUUGAUAAACAGCUGGAGAAAAAUAUUAAAUUACACGAUGCACAGUUCGGCUUUAGGCCGAAGUUAUCAACAGAGAGUGCUAUCCUUUGUCUCAAGCAGACUGUCCACUAUUAUACGGCUAGGAACACGCCAGUGUAUGCAUGUUAUCUAGAUUUCUCAAAGGCGUUCGACCUGGUGAAUUAUGAGGUGCUGUGGGGAAAACUUGAUGGGCUUCCUUCAGAAGUAACCUGUUUGCUUAAAUACUGGUACAGUAAUCAGCAGAAUACUGUAAGAUGGGCAGGCACUUUUUCUGAUGAGUACAGGUUGCAGUGCGGUGUGAGACAGGGCGGACUAAGCUCUCCGCGGCUCUUCAACCUGUACAUUAAUAGUUUGAUUGGGGAACUCACCAGCACCGGUCUCGGUUGCUCCAUAGAUGGCACUUGCAUCAAUAAUAUAAGUUAUGCUGAUGACAUGGUGCUGCUGAGUCCCUCGGUUGGUGCCUUGAGACGCAUGUUGUCUAUUUGUGAGCAAUACGCGUUGACCCAUGGACUCAGAUAUAACGCCAAAAAGAGUGAGUUUAUGGUGUUCAAAGCCGGUUCUAAACAGUACAAAGCUCCAGCUGUCACUCUUUGCGGCACCCCACUUCAUCAAGUGAGCAGUUUUAAGUAUCUGGGUCACUGGAUCACCGAGACCAUGUCAGACGAUGUGGACAUCGAGAGGGAACGGAGGGCGCUGUCCGUUCGCUGCAAUAUGCUUGCUCGUAGAUUCGCACGUUGUACUAGUGACGUGAAAAUAACACUAUUCAAGUCGUAUUGCCAGUCGCUGUACACGUGCGGCCUAUGGGUGAGGUAUGCGCGGAGGGCGUAUGGCGCGCUCCGUGUCCAGUACAACAACGGGUUCAGGGCGAUGUUGGGGUUGCCGCGGUGGUGCAGCGCAUCCGCCAUGUUCGCGGAGGCACACACGCAGGACUUUUUCGCUGUGAUACGCGCGCGCUGCGCCUCGCUACUCAACCGCCUCCGCCGCUCCACCAACACCAUCCUGAUCACGUUGUCUGAGCGCUGGGACUCACCUUUUCUGCAGACAUGGACGAUGUAUCACACACUUCGGAAUAAGAGGUGAGUGGUGCAUCAUCUAUGUCUAUGCUUUCAUUUUUAAUUUUAAU